AUGGAAGUAAAAAAGACAAUUUUAAUAACUGGUGCCAACAGUGGAAUUGGUAAAGAGACAGCAAAAGAACUAGCAAAAGAUGGUUCUCGAAUCAUUUUAGCUUGUCGUAAUCUAGAAUCAGCGAACCAAGUUAAAGACGAGAUUGUUCAAGAUACAAAAAAUGAAAAUAUUGUUGUAAUGAAGAUUGACUUGAGUUCCUUCCAAUCAAUUCGAGAUUUUGCAAAAGAGUUCCUUUCAAAAGAAGAACGACUUGACGUUUUAAUACAUAAUGCUGGAUAUGGUGGGGCAUUUCAGAAACAUAAGAGUGUUGAUGGAAUUGAGAUUACGUACGCAAUAAAUUACUAUGGACCAUUUCUUCUUACUCAUUUACUUAUUGAUAUACUGAAAAAAUCAGCUCCAUCAAGAAUCGUUAUUGUUGCUUCUGAUCUAUAUAAACUUGCAAAUGUGAAUCUUGAUAAUAUGAAUCCAGUUGAUACGUGGCCAACAUACUUGUAUUACAGUUCAAAGGGUGCUAAUAUUCUGUUUACAAUCGAGCUGGCUAGACGAUUAGAAGGAACUAAUGUUUCUGUUAAUUGUCUUCAUCCAGGUAUUGUGGACAGUGCAAUUUGGAGGCAUAUGCCAUUGCCAGUAAGAAUUCCAUUCUCCCUCGUAAGAUAUUUCUUUAAAACUCCAGCUGAAGGUGCCAAAACUUCAAUUUAUCUCGCAACUUCCGAUGAAGUAAAAACCACGUCUGGAAAAUAUUUCAUGGACUGUCAAGAUGCAACCAGCUCCUUAAAACCUUAUGUAUCUGAUCCAGAGAAGGCAAAAAUGUGUUGGGAAAAAAGUUUGGAAUUUGUUAAGUUGGAACCAAGUGAUCCAAAAAUUUAA
Messenger RNA from Chironomus riparius, 867 nucleotides. NCBI's taxonomy places the organism in Eukaryota, Metazoa, Arthropoda, Insecta, Diptera, Chironomidae. The record is from the annotation of a GenBank genome assembly.